AUUGCCAGCUGGGCAUGAAAUUCCUAGUUGUGAUGUCGUGUCAUCCUUCAUUGCAAGGACCUAUGUGAUUUUCGUUAUAUCUGAUAAUAGUGAUACGAGACCACCGGCGCGGUCUGGUGGUCUGCCAGCACGGUCGCAAGCAUCACCUGAAUCCCGGGAGCAACCCCAGGAGCAGCCACAGCUAGCACACCAGCAACGCCAUCAGCAGCAACAGCAGCAACAGCCUUCGUGGACAAGCAUGGACCGCAGCAAAGCACCAGGUUUCUGCACUGGACGCGUUUGGGAUCGAAAAUCUCACCUGCGCAAACAGGCUGCGCAGCUCACGCGCUGAGAUCCCUAUCAGUACUACCGAGAGUGGAUCCACUCUUGGUACUAGAUCUACGGACUACGGUACCGGUUACGGGUACCCAGCAGUGCGCGUAGACCUACUGCAUGAACUUGGACGAACGGCGGAAACGAUUCAAACGAGAACGAACACGUGUACAUGACAUCUGUCUGGCAUACAAGGAGCUAGGUAAAAGUUUACCUGACCACUUAACUGGCAGGAAAGUGGAAACGGAGAAAACGAAGCUCACCAUACUUCAAGAAGCGGUUCAGGUUAUUAAUGCUCUCGAAGACAAGAUCAUAAGCCAAAACAUAGACACCGGGGCUGAAUCCGUGAAGCGGCGUGAGGAAGAGAAGUGCAGGAACCGGGGAACUAGCUUUGCCUCUGGCGGUGCUGGUCAGUUUGAGGACGACUACGAUGAUGACAGUUCCGACGGUGGACAAGGAAAAUAAAUAUUCAAAUCCAAUGACAUUGAGGUAAAAUGUACGUGCGAUGACAGUGUGCCUGCUGCCGUAUCGUGAAUCGGUCUCACCGACAGGCUGCUGUGCCUCAGACUGAGUAAGAAUAUCUGGGCUGCUGGCUGCAGAUGCGCGGGCAUGAUGUGAAUGUCGAUGCUAUGAACAAGAUGAGCUCGUUGAGCUGUUGACUAUUUCAAAAUCGCGUGCGGCAGCUCUGGGAGAAUGCUGUUGAGUGGCCUGUGGACCAAAUCAAGACUUACCACCAUCUAGUUUGUCACUAUCUCUCACUAAGGCACCUUCAGAGAAUAAUGCAAGAGAUUUGGACCUUUGAAACUCUGCAAUUUCUGAUUUGCUUUUGUGAUGUUGUGGUUCGUCCAGUGGUUUGUCCCGUGUUUGGUCCAGUGCUUGGUCCAGUGUUUUUGUCCAGUGUUUUGUCCAGUGUUUGGUCCAGUGUUUUGUUCAGUGUUUGGUCCAGUGCGUGUGUGCUCCAGCAAUGCUUGUUCUCCAAGCUGGUAUCUUCCUAUUGCUGCUGCUGCUGCUAUCAAGAAAUGCUUCAUGUAAAUAAAAAAUAAUAAUAAUCAGUU
Molecule: messenger RNA, 1367 nt
Organism: Sycon ciliatum
Lineage: Eukaryota; Metazoa; Porifera; Calcarea; Leucosolenida; Sycettidae
Product: protein daughterless-like
Exons: 7
Coding region: 433-777 (114 amino acids)
Biological process (GO): regulation of transcription by RNA polymerase II
Cellular component (GO): transcription regulator complex; chromatin
Molecular function (GO): DNA-binding transcription factor activity, RNA polymerase II-specific; protein dimerization activity; RNA polymerase II cis-regulatory region sequence-specific DNA binding
Source: RefSeq, a predicted model, not a curated record